Molecule: messenger RNA, 549 nt
Organism: Polyodon spathula (Mississippi paddlefish)
Lineage: Eukaryota; Metazoa; Chordata; Actinopteri; Acipenseriformes; Polyodontidae
Product: adhesion G protein-coupled receptor G3-like
Exons: 4
Coding region: 244-549 (101 amino acids)
Biological process (GO): cell surface receptor signaling pathway; adenylate cyclase-activating G protein-coupled receptor signaling pathway
Cellular component (GO): membrane
Molecular function (GO): G protein-coupled receptor activity
Source: RefSeq, a predicted model, not a curated record
AAAACUGAUUAUGAAUGUGUAUUCUGGGAUUCUCACGGCAAUGAAUCCAUCUGGAACAAUUCAGGCUGUGAAACUCAUAAAGCAGAGUCUGCAACUACAUGCAAAUGUUAUCAUUUGACAUUCUUUGCUGUACUUACGAGCCCCUACAACAUCACCAUCAGUGCGAGCACCUUAAAGUCUCUGACAUACAUCUCCUACAUUGGCUGUGGGAUAUCCUUUUUUUUCUUGGCUGUGGCCCUGUUCAUGCAUAUCGUGUUGAGUCGAGCCAAAUCUGAUACAUCGACCACAAUCCUUAUAAACUUGUGUGCGGCUCUGUCCUUACUAAACCUGACCUUCCUCAUGAACGAGUGGCUGUCUUCCAUGGGAAACCAAGAUAUCUGUAAUAUCAUUGCUGCCAUCAUGCACUACUCCUUGCUGUGCACCUUUACCUGGUUUGGAAUUAAAGCUUUCUAUUUGUACUAUCUAGUAAUCAAGCUCUCCGCCUAUGAGAUAAAGAAAAUAUGGAUGAAGAUGGGUGCUGUUGGCUGGGGUAAGGCUCAACAUAAUUAA